Messenger RNA from Tripterygium wilfordii, 2277 nucleotides. Its product is annotated as subtilisin-like protease SBT3. Bases 1 to 2277 code for a protein of 758 amino acids. The transcript has a single exon. NCBI's taxonomy places the organism in Eukaryota, Viridiplantae, Streptophyta, Magnoliopsida, Celastrales, Celastraceae. Gene Ontology annotation, biological process: proteolysis. Gene Ontology annotation, molecular function: serine-type endopeptidase activity. The record is from RefSeq and is a predicted model, not a curated record.
AUGAACUCCUCUCGUCUGAUUCUUCACCAAGCAUUGCCAUGGUUGCUCUUAUUAUUACUGGGAAUCACCAGGGUAGUAGUUGCAGAAAAUGAAGAAUAUCAGACCUACAUCAUUCACAUGGAUCACUCCCACAAGCCUGAAUCUUUCUCGACUCACGAGUCAUGGCACCGUCACAUCCUGAGAUCAUCUUCACCACCUAAUGUUGAUGAUAAAGAUACGUUGUUGUACUCCUACAGCCAUGGCUUGAAUGGUUUUAGCGCCAGACUCACUUCUUCUCAACUCUCCGAGAUUCAAAAAUCCCCGGCUCAUGUUGCAACAUAUCCGGAGACCUUUGGUAAGCUCUACACCACUCACAGCCCCCGUUUUCUUGGGCUGAAACAUGACUUCGGCCUAUGGCCAAAUGCAUCAUAUGGUGAAGGUGUAAUCAUAGGAGUCAUCGAUACAGGGAUUUGGCCGGAAAGUGAGAGCUUUAGUGACAAGGGGAUGCCACCAGUACCACAGAGAUGGAAAGGAAAGUGUGAAAAUGGCACUGGAUUUAGUCCUUCUCUCUGUAACAAAAAGCUCAUCGGGGCUCAAUAUUUUAACAAAGGUAUAUCAGCUGUUGCUGGACAUAUCAAUGAGGUAUUGGACUUCAACUCACCGCGUGACUUCAGUGGACAUGGAACCCACGUAUCAUCCAUUGCUGCAGGUAAUCAUGUAGAUGGUGUGAGUCACUUUGGAUAUGCAAGAGGCACAGCCAAAGGAGUAGCGCCAAGAGCACAUGUUGCCAUGUACAAGGUCUUCUUUUCACACGCAGAUUCAAAAAAUAGUGCUGCAAGUGAUGUUCUUGCUGGUAUGGACCAAGCAAUUGCUGAUGGAGUGGAUAUCAUGUCAUUGUCUCUUGGUUUUGAGAAUACCGCUUACUUCAACGAUGUUGUUGCCAUAGCUUCUCUUUCUGCAACCGAGAAAGGAAUUAUAGUUGUAGGGUCAGGUGCUAAUGAGGGAAUUUAUAAUUCAACACAUAAUGGAGCUCCUUGGAUCACAACAGUUGGCGCGGGCACUCUUGAUAGAAGUUUCAAUGCCAGAAUAACUCUAGAAAGUGGGUUGAUUUUUGAAGGAAUAUCUUACUAUCCAGAAAGUUUAUAUAUCACAAAUAAACUUCCAUACUGGAACCAUACCGAUGCUUCUACAGCGGCAUGCAAAACAGCGACACUGAAUCAAACAGAGGUACAAGGAAAUAUAGUCUUUUGUGAUAGCACCAAUACUGACAUUAGAGAACAAACACAAGAGCUUCUCAGGGUAGGUGCGCUCUUCGGAGUAUUCAUAACGGAUAAAUCAAAUUUCUAUGCAUAUGAUUUUACCAUGCCCAGCAUAGUUCUUAAUACUAGUCACAUGAACUCCGAUGGAAACAUCGAUACGACGACAGGGAUGAAAAGUGUGCAGUUUGUAUUGACCACCUUAGGUACAAGAGCAGCGCCUGAGGUGGCCUCUUUCUCUUCAAGAGGGCCUGAUCCUAUCACUCCCGGCAUCCUAAAACCAGAUAUUAUCGCUCCAGGAGUCGAUGUUCUUGGAGCAUUCGUCCCAAAUAUUCCGUACAUGAUGCUACCAAACUAUGCUUUGGCCACAGAUUAUGCAUUGCGCUCAGGCACAUCAACGGCAGCACCUCAUGUUGCUGGAGUGGCAGCUUUAUUGAAAGCUGUACAUCCUGAAUGGAGUCCUGCAGCAAUCCGAUCAGCUCUCAUGACGACAGCGCAUACCGUUGAUAAUACUGGCAGAAGAAUCGGAAGCCAAGGUUUUGCAAGCUAUCCCAGUUCACCUCUAGAUUUUGGCGCAGGCCACAUUAACCCAAACCAAGCUAUGGAUCCUGGACUAAUCUAUGACUUGGGUCCCCAAGAUUAUAUUGAUUUCUUAUGCGGCAUCGGCUAUAGUACUCAACAAAUGAGUGCUGUACUUAGAAGAAAUCAGUGGAAUUGCCAAGCAAUAGCAGCUUCUGAUCUAAAUUACCCUUCCUUUAUUGGUGUUUUAAGCGAUGAAGAGAAUAUAAAGAACUUCACCAGGGUUGUGACAAAUGUGGGCAAUGAUAGUUCCAUUUAUUUUGCGAUAGUAGAAACUCCGCCAGGAAUGGUUGUCAAAGUAUAUCCUGGUAUUCUGAAUUUCACUCAGAAAUAUCAGAAGUUAAGUUUUGUUGUGGUUCUAGAGAUCGACGAGGAAUCUUCAAAGGUGGAAUAUGGUUUUCUCAGAUGGAUUGAUCAGUGGAACCACAUAGUAGCCAGUCCCAUAGUGGCCCUCCAUUUCUAG